UGGACUCGUUCCCGGGAGUACGCUGAUAUCUCCCGGAGAAAGCAGCGUCUGCAGACGGAGAAAGCAGCAGCCACUGAACAGCAGCAGCCACUGAGACCAUCAACAAUCAUCGCACUCCUCUUCCACCGAAGGAGACUCGUACCAGGACAGCCCGGACCGGAAUCAGAAAGGCGCCUCUGAUCCCAUCUCCUGCGGACUGCUGGACAGGACCAGGAGCCUUCGGACUGCCCCGACGACACAAAUUCGGUGAGAAGGUUCAGAUUUAAAACAUCAAUCACUAUGGGAGGCACAUACACUAAGGAGCAAUUAGAAAUCUUAGCGGCCUUACAAGGCUUGGCACAGAUGCACACAAAGGGAAUUCCCAAGAAACAUCUUAAAGAUUUAUUACUGUGGGUCAGACUUAAUUACCCGCAUUCAGAGACCCGGUUGUUAUUUGAAGUGGGUUUCUGGCAGGAGGUCAACAGGCACAUAUAUUUGCUAGCAACAGAAAAGGAUGAGGCAGCCUUGAAGUUAUUAUCUCCAGCAAGGAUUAUGUUGGAGGCAAUUUCGGCUGAAGCUAGAAGCGCAGCCGGGCAGUUAGGUGAUAAAAACCCCGGAAAGAAAAGGGGGGGUCAGGGCACGGGACAGAGACUAACUCUGGUCUCAGAUAGCCCGGGAAAAACUGUCCCCGAAGAAGAGGAGGGGCAGGAAAAAUUAGAACUGCCUUCACUUCCAAUUCCCCGAAAACCCAAGAAAACCCCAAAGCGUCCUGAGACCCCAGAGAAUUUAGGAGACUCAGACACCGAGUCAGACACGAGUCCUGUCCCAGAGCCAGGCGAUCCUGUUGGGGGGGAAAUUCCCGAGUUACAGGAGCCGAGGGCGGAAAAGACAGGAGGGGGUGUGGAGUCGCGAACGGGGGUGGAGGGGAGCGGGACCGGCACGGAGGCACCGAGCCGCGGCGACCGUGAUUGCGCAAUAGGGGCGGCGUCGGGGGCGGCGGCGGCGGCGGUUCCGGGCGGGGAAGGAGGAUUUGUGAGGGCAGGGGGGCAUAGCACGGGUGGUACGGGUGCCGUGCCGGAAGCGGCGGCUCAGAUGAUACGCGCGGGGCGGGAAGCGUGCGCGGGACCGGGGGCGCGCGGGAUUUCCGGGAAGGGCGGAAGCUCCACUGCGUCCAUCUCAGAUACGGGCAGUGAGGCGAGCGGAGCCUCAGAGACCCAGGCGGGGCCCGGCGGGAGGCGCAAGAAACGCAUGACAAUGACAUCACAGCACCCGGAAACAGGGAUGCGGCGUUCUACCCGGAUCGCAGCGCGCACGCGGGCCAAAGCGCGGGGCGAGCUUGUCGCGAGGAGGCGGGGCGUGAAUACGACGUCAGAGGGGGAGGGAGAGUCGGAGGCGGAGACCGAGGGGGAGGCAUCGGAGACGGAGCGGGGCGGAGACAGUGACGUCAGCUCAGGGGAGACGGGGGGCGUUCCCGGGGCCGCGCGAGCACGGAGGGUGCGGGCGGAGCGCGGCAGGGGGAGGGUCCCGCCCCCGGCGGCAUCUCGGACGAGGAGGGGGCGUGGCCACAGCUCCAGUUCCCGGGGCUCCACCCCUUCCCCGGUCCCGAUCCCCAUGGCUCCGAUCCCUGAAAGGCAGGCUUCACCCCCCCCAGGGGGACGUGCAGUUAUUACAGAGGUACCUCAGCCAAGAUUUCAAGAAGUCUACUGUGUUUGAAGAAUUUCCAUCCCAACAGAAGUUUCAGAGGGAUCCAAUUAUUAAAUGGUUUGAUAGAUCUUUAAUCCUAAGGUUUCUUAUUCAUAAUUGCUGUUUUUAAGAGUCUCAUUUUAAGAAUGUGCUAAGUGAUAUCCAUCAAUUAGAGUUCGGGCUCUGGCCAAGUCCUAGCUCUACUUGAAUGGAGUGAUUGACAAUCAGCCCAGAUGUUUUCUGCAUCAAAAAGUAUUCAAGUCCUUUUGGCUUGGCAAUUUGACCGUCUAUGAUAGCUGAACCUGUUUUCAGAGAGAGUUUGGAGAAACAUGAAUCCGGACAUGGAUUCUCCAGUUCUCUGCUGUUGUAAGGUUCAUCAGCUGUCGCAGACUCUGGGAUGACAGUUCAGUGUUGUAGUGUUUGACAAUUGUAUGAUUGCAGAUGUGUUAUUGGUUAUGUGUAUUAUCUAAUUGAUCUCUAAUUGCUGUCAUUUUACAUUUCCCUAUGCAAUUGCAUAGAGACUGAAACGGAGUUGAUCAAUGUUUUAUUUUCAUAUCAGGACCCAUUCUUCACCUCCAAGAUUUUGAGAAAAUCCUCCAGUCUCUUCGGGGACGUGGAUUUGUUUGUGUUUUAGCAGGUACAAAAGUCCAGGUGAACCUCAGUGAAGAAUGUGAAACUCCAUCCAGUGCAAGACAAUGUUGACAAGAAGCGCAGGCAAGAAAACGCUGGCCAUUCCAUAAGCAGAAAAGAAGAUGUACAGAUGUGGACUGCACAGAGAUUCCAACCCUUGUGCUUUGCCCAUAGAAGGCUGUGGACUUUGGGUCACUUCAUGGGUGUGGGAAUCAGUGGUGUUGUAAAAUUGUUGUUAGAUGAUAGCUUGUUAUACUUUUGUAAGGCUUUUAGUUCUCUUGUUCAUUAUGCCAUGUGUUCUUCUGUGUGUACGACGUGCAAUGAGUCAAGUUACCAGACAAGUGCUUUUUGUGCAAAGAGAGGGGGGAGAUGUGGGAACUCAGCGCAUCACCUCGGAUGCUCUGAGUCCCAGGGAGACCCCUUGGGGGGCUCAGAAGUCCUGGAAUGUAGCCAAAGGCACCUGGUGGCUUGAUUUUGACCCUUCAAGGGUCGUGCUAUCAAAGCAUGAGGAUAUGGAAGUUUCAGAGGUUUGAAUGGUGUAGGGCAGGUGUUUUUAUAGAAUAGAAUAUAGGUUUUAAGAUUUUGGUACAGGGGGGUCUAAUGGAGGCAAGAUGGAGGAUUCAGGCCCGACCUCGUGGCUUUUCUCCUUCUUCUUGUCAUCCAUCUUCUCUGUGAUGUGUGCAUUUUAGAUUGGUUCAUACUAAAGGUGCACUGUUUAAUAAAGGUGAUGGGUAUUGGAGAAAAAUUGUAAAUAUCACAUACGCAAUUAUCAGUAUAAGAAUGUGCGACCGCCCUAAAGGGGCAGAGAGUGCUUGUGGCUGCCUUGCUGGUCAGAUCUCGGCUGGGCAGAACAAAAACCUUAGAGAUAAGCUUUAAUAAACAACCUGAAGACUGAACUAUAGAGGAGUCCAGACUCGUCUGUUCAUCGCGGGCUGCCUGCGAACCGUCCCACGCGAA
Messenger RNA from Serinus canaria (Common canary), 3249 nucleotides. RefSeq names its product spidroin-2-like. The transcript has 2 exons. The record is from RefSeq and is a predicted model, not a curated record. NCBI's taxonomy places the organism in Eukaryota, Metazoa, Chordata, Aves, Passeriformes, Fringillidae. Bases 280 to 1692 code for a protein of 470 amino acids.